AUGGACGAAUGUGAAUGCUUAGCAGAGUUUCGAUUUGAAGAGCAGCAUAUUCCACUUCUCGCUGAAGCAUUGAGAAUCUCGGCUUACUUCAUUACGGAGGAAAGAAGCCGAAUCAGAGGCAUAGAAGGGUUGACGUGUAUGUUUCUAAAGAGAGUGGAUUAUUCAUGCCGUUGCAGUGACAUGAUCCCUCGAUUUGCUCGUCCAGUCCCAGUGUUGAGUAUGCAUGGUCACAAACAAGGUCAUAAAUCACCUUUGCCAAACUCAUGGCCAUCGAUUAACACAAUGGAAUCAUAUACUAUUCUCCACCCUCAAGCACAUGAGCAGUAUGCUGAAGCAGUUCAUAAUAAAGGCAUUCCAUUACAAAAUUGCAUAUAUAUAUAUAUAUAUAUAUAAUAUUUUAUAUAUAUCAUAUAUGAGUAGAGUGUUCAAAACAGUAGUAGAGCUGAUAAGAUUAGAUGAUUAGAAGACAAACUUGAAUUACUUCAUAUGAACUUUAUUUCACUUUAUUUUAUUUUAUAUAUAUAUAUAUAUAUAUUUUAUAUAUAUAUAUAUAUAUAUAUAUAUAUAUAUAUAUAUAUAUAUAUAUAUAUAUAUAUAUAUAUAUAUAUAAUAAAGAUGCCUAGUGGAUUUUGUUGAUUUGUUGUACCUUAAUUUAAAAAUUUAAAUAUGCUCUGGUUUUCCAUUGAGCACUUUGCCAAAAGUUUUUAUAACCAACAAAACCAAAUUAUAUAUAUAUAUAUAUAUAUAUAUAUAUAUAUAUAUAUAUAUAUAUAUAUAUAUAUAUAUAUAUAUAUAUAUAUAUAUAGAGAGAGAGAGAUAUAUAUAUAUAUAUAUAUAUAUAUAUAUAUAUAUAUAUAUAUAUAUAUAUAUAUAUAUAUAUAUAUAUAUAUAUAUAUAUAUAUAUAUAAAUUUUAGGUCAAUUAAUUGUAAACUUUCUGUAUAAUACUGUUUGCACACAAAAAUGGAAUUUGAACUUGUUUGCACUUAAAAUGCAAUUUGACUUGUUGCUGUAUUAGCUGCAUGAGCACAAUUUAUUAAAUGCAUGACUAAUUUUGUGCAUGAUUGAUUUCUUUACAAAAAUGUUUACCUGAAAGGCUACUAUGGCGCAUAGUCUGACACAACACCAGUCAACUUUCUGAUUUAAGGUUGUGCCACAAAAUUAUCUGCGGGUAAUUUCUAGAUAAUCUCACGCCAAUGGGUUUUGAGGAUUUCAGCCAUUUUCUCUUUGCCUGGCUAUAUAAGACACAUCUGAUAUACUUGUACUAGGUAAAACAAUCCUUUCAAAAUCAACUUUGCAUUUGCGAUUUAGGCUACCUUAAUACACUAUACAAGAUAGCUUUCCAUAGCAGCGUGAAAGAAACACCUACUGUAUAUGUAUCCCAUACAGAAUGUACAACUUUGAGAAGCUGAGUGAAACAACAUCUCCUAAAAAGUACACAUAGAUGUUUUUUUCACGUCGCUACAGAAAACUAUCAGGUACAGUGUAUAAACGUCAGAUUAAUAUGAUCCCAUGUAAGUACUCUCCUUCCCAGAGCGAAGCUCUGCUUUGAGAGAGGUUCAGAGCGGUAAUCUCUUCUUUUAUGAUUACGGUAGCACAGAUGUUUAGAGGACAACUUGAUAUAGUAGAAUAAAAACUGGUCAACAGUGCUAUUAUAGUCAGGCGUUUUUAUUACAAAUCAUUGCAUGGUUUUGUAGGGCCGUGGUGAACGUGCAUACGACAUAUAUUCUCGACUUUUGAAAGAUCGCAUUAUAACUGUAAUGGGUCCAGUAAGUAAUGCAUUAUUCUAAUACAAUAUUCUCUAACUUAGUAAUUACAUUAGCUUAUUGUUGAUUUCAGGUAACUUUUCAACACGCGGUUCCCAAGUUCGUUGCGAAGUUGCCAAUUACGUUGUUCAUUUCGGAAGUUGGGCGUGAACUUCGCAACAAAGUUUUCAACGAAGUUCGCAAGUUCAUUUCAAAGUUCGAACUUUGAUUGUAAACAAAUGUUCAUAGUUGGAGUUGAAAUUACUGUAUAAGGCCCUAAUCCCUAUGCACAUAUUACUGCAGUAAAAUAUUGGUCCAGUGGUAUCCCAAGACGAAAAUGGCUUUUUAAAUAAAUUUAUAAAUGAAAUUUUUACAUUUGUGUACAAUCGAAGUUCGAACUUUGAAAUGAACUUGCGAAAUUUGUUGCGAAGUUCCCGCCCAACUUCCGAAUUUGGAAACGUAUUAAAAUUGGCAAGUUGACAACAAACUUGGGAACCGCGCUUUGAAAAGUAAUCUGAAAUCAACUGUAAGUCUUGUUCACGCUCGUUGCACGAUGAUGACAAUACCCAGUGGUACACUUGAUGAACAAAACUCCACUUGACGGAGACUACUCCACCUUAUUAAGGAGACUAUUCCACCCGCCAACAGAAUAAAUGCUUCAUAAAGAAGGACCAAUACUUUUGGGUUAUGGAACUCAACACUCAUUUCCACCAGUUGCAAUAGAAUACAGACAUAAAACUGGCUCAAUAGGAUUAAGUGGCUGAUCCAACUCACCCCCCCCCCCAUCCUUCGCAUUAACAGUUCUCGUCUUUGUUGAUACGGCAUAAAUUUUACUUUCAAUUGCCAUAUUUGCAAAUAGAUUUUUAUUCGUAUAUUUAGAUAACAGAUGAUUUAGCAAAUAUAGUUGUGGCACAGCUACUUUUUCUCCAAACAGAAAGUGCAGUAAAACCCAUCCAUAUGUACAUAAAUAGUCCAGGUAAUGGAACGUAACAGUAUUGUUUCUAGUUAAAAUAACUCGUAAAAGAGGCAUAUUCAAAAAACAUGUGGUAUAUAAAAAAAAUAUUUAUUGAGUAACGUUUCGUCACAUUACAAGCGUGAUCAUCAGGCUAAAUACAGUUAAGCUAUUAAUUCGAUUUCCGCCUGGUGUUUCCAUUGCUAGUAUUGUUUCUUUUGUGUCAAGCUGAUUCAUUUACGAAAUGUUUUUUCCGUGGCGAAUUUUGAAUCUAUUUUUCUAUUUGCUUGGUGCGAAACCUGAAUUUGAUUAGCAGAAAACGGACUUAACCGGUUGUUUUCCAAUCUGAGUUUUCUUUUAAAACUGUUUAGGAGGUGCUGUUACCGCUGGCCUGGCAAUAUAUGAUACGAUGCAGGUACAGUUUUGCGUAAAUAUUGCAUGUACAAACACGGACAUACUGUACUGUAGCAAAUUUAUGAAUAAUAAACAUGUAACGCGCUUACGCGCCGAGCACUCUACUGCUUAAAUCAGCAUGCUCACAACAGAGUCAGAGUGAAGAACAAUUUAUUUGGUAGCAUUAGGCUAAUUUAUAUACAGGGUGUCCCAAAAAACCCGAAAGCUAUUGAUUGAAAUAGACGUAUUGGUAGAAUUUGAAUGCCUCAGCACUCUGCUGAACCCACACGUGCAUGAAAGCUUGACGUAAGUAAAUUUUAUGCAUAAAGAAACCGUUUAAGAGCUGUUUUAAAUUCCCAAGAGCAGAAAAUCGUGCGCUUUACAAAGAUAUUUUAAUUUCUUAAUAAGUCAAUAUUUAAUAUAUGCACCCUGUCAAUAUUUUACGCAUCUUUGCGUUCAGCUUAGUGCUAGGGCAUUCAAAUUUUAACAAUACGUUAUUUCAAUGGUUUUGCGUUUUUUUUGGGACACCCUGUAUAGUACAGGUUUGCGUAACGUUCACUAAUAUCUUACAAUUCAUCAAUUUAGGUAACAUGAGAUGCGUACACACCCCAAACGAAAAUACCCCUUUACUAAUUAACAUUAGCAGCGCAACCACAAAUGCUACUAUACUUACACAUGCAACACAACCUGCGCACGCUACAUAACUAUAAGCUCCUCUGCAACGCUGAAACUCUCCAAUUGUGCUUCACGUUACGGAAAAUUGCCCUUCGUCUAACACGUUACUAAAUAUUUGGAUCUAUGUAGUAUAUUCGUCCUCCCAUAUCUACAUGGUGUGUUGGUCAAGCUUGCAGUAUGGCAUCACUACUUCUUGCAUCUGGUGCUAAAGAAUUACGUCAUGCAUUACCUCAUUCUCGUAUUAUGGUACAUCAACCUCACGGUGGAGCAUCGGUAAGUCAUGGUACAGGUAACCUUUGUACCUUACUGUAUUUAUUUUGACUUGUUCUCUGUUAUAUCCAAAUUAUAAACAUACACCUAAGUUAUAUACACGAAAUCCAAGGGAAAUUGACUGCCUUUGACAGGGUCUUGCUACGCAUGGCAUGAUUGACUUAGUAUUAUACUCGUAUGGCGGGGCAUGUUGAUAUUUUUAAUCAUUUCUAGGGGCAAGCCACUGAUAUUGCUAUUCAAGCUCAGGAGAUCUUAAAGUUGAAGAGAAUUAUUAACGAAAUUUAUUCUGAACACACUGGACAGCCCACAAAGAAAAUAGGUAUGAUAUUUGCUAAACUAAACCGAACCAAGACAAACUAACCAAACCAACUUUAUUUAAACUGCUUCAUGCUUAUAGCUGUACCAGUUAAUGCUCAGUUUUCCGUAGUCUAGAUGUGUAGUAAUGCUGUACAGGUCAUCUGGCCCUGCAGUGGCCUAUUUUUCCAGUGAUACUACAGGACUGGCAACCGAACUACAAGAAAAAAAAAACAGAGAUUGUAGAAUUACCCUGGCAGAACUCUUGGUGCAUGCGACAGUUUGAAAAUACAUAUUACAUCAAUGAAAUCGCGGCUACUGCAGCGGUCACAUGCAUGUUAGAUCAAGUACAAUUUCAGAUUUUCAGUGCUUGGUUACAUUUCACAAUAGGCUUGAAAAAGAAUGUUAAUACAUGGUGAAGUGUCAGUUACACAUGUUAGUAGAUUGUGUAAAUGUCAAUUUCACAUGUUCACUGUUUAAAUGCAAAUUGUGAAAUUAUGUGAUAUUUGUUAGCAUGUGAGCUUGUGAAUGACAAGGUGUGGCGGACACUGUGAGGAGGGGGUGGAGGGGGUGGUAGGCGGCAACAUUUCUGAAAGCCUCUGAUUCCUAGACGAAUAAAUGUUUAACAAAGUUUUAACCAUGAAAGCAUUAGUAUGCUAUAAAUUCAGCAUACACAUUGCAUAAAAUAUACGGCAAACGAGUUUAAAAACUGUCAUUUCCAGCGAUUCUUAAAAGGUGAUCAUAUGGUGGUGGCGACCUUUAAGAUCUCCUUGUAAUUUUCUGUAUACAUUUAAUAAAUUAUUUUUUCUUGCAGAGGAAGCUUUAGAAAGAGACAAUUUUUUAUCUCCAGAAGAAGCGAAGGAAUUUGGACUUAUCGACCGUGUUCUUUCUCAUCCUCCGGGCAAUAAUGACUCUAAUCUCGAGGAAAAACCGUCUUAGACAUACUUUACCACAUAACUAACCACCACUGAGCUAAUCACGUGUGAUUUAAAAAUCAUUUGAUUUACCCGCGCUAACCCGCUAAAUUAUAAAACACCUGGGGCCGGUUGUUCAAAGCUGGGUUAGCUUAAUUAACCCUGGGUUCACCUAAAAUUCAAAGCAAAUUGCCUGACAGCUUGUCCAUAAAUUUGGAAAUAUUUCUUCAGAGAUGUUGUUUGGAUCGACCAGAGUUUACUUCUCUGAAGUUUUGAAAUAAACAAACGUGUAUAAAUACACAAACUAAAACAGCAGGUUAAAUUUUAACCCAGGGUUAGCGCUAAUCCACCUUUGAACAACUGGACCCCGAAGAUUAGGGUAUUAUAGCCAUUGAUCGUUUUUAAUCAACUGGAUUGUUGUCAAAGGCAGUAGCCAUUGAUCUCAGAAAGUGCGUCACUUAUAAUUGGCUAUAGAGCCUCGUUUUCAUAUUUGUGACAAUAGUUUUCAUAUAAUAUUAUGCGACAUUGGCCCAACAUCUGUCACGAAAACAAGGCUCUAUAUCAACAUGGUUAGACCUCAUACUCGUGAGUCCCACGCCCCCAUUGAAGUACAUGGUUGCUUAUUGUAGACCUUUGCUUACUAUAAAUGGAAAACAAUACAUUAAAAUAUUUAUCAAAA
Paramuricea clavata is the source of this 5920-nucleotide messenger RNA. The record is from the annotation of a GenBank genome assembly. Lineage: Eukaryota; Metazoa; Cnidaria; Anthozoa; Malacalcyonacea; Plexauridae.